AUCCCUGUGGAACCGCUGCUUCAGGUUAAAAAUCUCCAAACGUACUUCUUCACCUACGAAGGUGUGGUGAAGGCCGUUGACGACGUAACCUACGAGGUAAUGCCCGGCGAAACUCUGGGACUGGUCGGCGAAAGCGGAUGCGGCAAGAGCGUGAGCGCCCUUUCGUUGAUGCGCCUGAUCCCAGACCCGCCCGGCAAAACAGUCGGCGGUGAAGUCCUGUUCGACGGAGAAGACAUCCUCCAGGUCGAUAUGGACGAUAUGCGCCGCAUCCGGGGCGCCAAAAUGGCCAUGGUUUUCCAGGAACCCAUGACCUCGCUGAACCCGGUGCUCACCCUGGACCGCCAGUUGACCGAAACCAUCCAGCUGCAUAUGGGCAAGUCGCGGGACGAAGCUCGCCGGGACGCCAUUGAGCUGCUCGCCAGGGUUGGUAUCUCCGACCCGGACCAGCGGAUUCGUCAGUACCCUCACCAGUUCAGCGGCGGAAUGCGCCAACGCGUAAUGAUUGCCAUGGCCCUGAGCUGCAACCCACGGCUCAUCAUCGCCGACGAGCCGACCACCGCGCUGGACGUUACCAUUCAAGCCCAAAUUCUCGAGUUGAUGAAAUCCCUCACCCUUGACCUGGGCGUUGCCCUCAUCAUCAUCACCCACAACCUCGGCGUGGUGGCCCGUUACGCCGACCGCGUGAACGUGAUGUACGCCGGCAAGAUUAUCGAGCGCGGUUCGGCGCUGGAGAUUUACACCAAUCCGCGCCAUCCCUACACCGUGGGGCUGCUGGACUCGAUGCCACAAGCCGCGUCAACGCCGACCGGCCAGGACGAUACGCUUCUGGAAGUGCGCGGUCUGAAGAUGUACUUCCCCGUUACCUCCGGAAUUCUGUUCCAGCGCGCCGUAGCCUAUAUCAAGGCCGUUGACGACAUCAGCUUCACCGUGCGCCGGGGCGAGACGCUGGGUCUGGUGGGCGAAUCCGGUUGCGGUAAAACCACCACCGGGCGCUGCAUCCUCCGCCUGUACAAGCCUACCGAAGGCGAGAUACUGUUCGACGGGGUUGAUGUGGCUCAGGCACGCACCGGUCAGAUGCGGGCCAUGCGCCGCCAGAUGCAGAUAAUUUUCCAGGAUCCAUACAGCUCGCUGAAUCCCCGCAUGACUGCCGGCAACAUUAUCGGCGAACCGCUUGCCGUGCACGGGUUGGUAAACAACAAACGCGAAUACCGCGAGCGUGUGGCCGAACUCCUCACUAACGUUGGCCUCAACCCCUACAUGGCCGACCGUUUCCCCCAUGAAUUCAGCGGCGGACAACGCCAGCGCAUCGGCGUGGCCCGCGCCCUGUCGGUCGACCCAGCGUUCAUCGUGUGCGACGAGCCCGUUUCGGCGCUGGACGUGUCGAUUCAGGCCCAGAUUAUCAACCUGCUGGAAGACUUGCAGGAACGAUACAACCUGACCUACCUCUUCAUCGCCCACGACCUGUCGGUGGUGCGCCACAUCAGCGACCGGGUGGCAGUAAUGUACUUGGGCAAGUUGGUGGAGAUUGCCGACCGCAACGCCAUUUACGAAAACCCACAGCACCCGUACACGCGGGCAUUGCUGUCAGCGGUGCCGAUUCCGGACCCGGUGCUGGACGCUCAACGAGAACGCAUCAUUCUGACCGGCGAGGUUCCCAGCCCGCUGAAUCCUCCAUCCGGCUGCGUGUUCCAUCCGCGGUGCCCCAUGGUCACCGAAGACUGCUCGCGGGUUUUGCCGGAAACGCGGGAAAUCCUGCCCGACCACGUUGCGGCCUGCAUCAACGUUCCGGGCUACGGCCCAUACUGA
Molecule: messenger RNA, 1806 nt
Organism: Geodia barretti
Lineage: Eukaryota; Metazoa; Porifera; Demospongiae; Tetractinellida; Geodiidae
Source: the annotation of a GenBank genome assembly